Messenger RNA from Spirodela intermedia, 192 nucleotides. The record is from the annotation of a GenBank genome assembly. Lineage: Eukaryota; Viridiplantae; Streptophyta; Magnoliopsida; Alismatales; Araceae.
AUGGAGUCGGGAUUGAAGUCGAGGGUCCUCGCCGUCGUCGCCAUGGCCGCCGUCGUGGGCUGCUCCCUCGUGGGGAGCGUCGCCGGCGCCGACGCGCCGGCGCCGAGCCCGGUUUCCGGCGCCGUCUCCGUCGCCGCCCCCGCCGCUGUGGCCUCCUUGUCGGUGCUCGCCUUCGGGUUCCUCUUCUGCUGA